UCCUGUCCUACAGUAAAAAAUGUCCGACGAGGAGCAGCGGAAACGUGAAACAUGUCAAAGAGCGAGACCUUACGUUAGCUAACUCCGGAAGGUUUGCCAAACCUAAAGUUUAACAUGCCAAACUGUUACUUCAGUUAACGCCACUUAAUACUCAGCAAUGCAUGCCAAGUUUGCCUUGUGGAUUUCCGCUAUCUUCUGCAUAGCGUUGUCAGAUGACGAAGGGGUGGUGGACAUCCCGGGAGGAAAGCUAACAAUGGGAACAGAUGCGCCCGAUGGGAGAGACGGAGAGUCCCCAACGAAAGAAGUCACAGUUGGCCCCUUCAGAAUAGACAGAUACCCUGUCACAAAUGCUGAUUUCAGAGACUUUGUGAGAGCAGAGAAAUAUAAAACGGAAGCUGAGACAUUUGGCUGGAGUUUCGUAUUUCAAGAUUUUGUAUCAGAAGAGCUGAAGAGCAAGGUCACAGAGAGGAUAGAGUCUGCACCUUGGUGGUUGCCUAUAAAGGGGGUAUUUUGGAGACAGCCUGCAGGUCCUGGCUCAGGUAUACGGGAACGCCUCAACUUCCCAGUGGUUCAAGUGAGCUGGAAUGAUGCCCAGGCCUUCUGCCACUGGAAGGGGCAGAGACUACCCACUGAGGAAGAGUGGGAAUGGGCUGCACGUGGGGGACUACAGGGUAGGACGUAUCCUUGGGGAAACAAGUUUCAGUCCAACCGAACCAACCUGUGGCAGGGAUUGUUUCCGGAUGGAGAUACUGCAGAAGAUGGUUAUCAUGGUAUCUCCCCUGUCACAGCUUUUCCUCCUCAGAACAGUUUUGGACUGUAUGACAUGAUGGGAAAUGCUUGGGAAUGGACCGCCACGCCGUUUCAUGGAGCACAGCAGAUGUAUGUCCUGCGUGGUGCUUCAUGGAUUGACACUAAAGAUGGAUCAGCCAAUCACAAGGCACGAAUAACUACCAGGAUGGGCAAUACUCCUGACUCAGCCUCUGACAACCUGGGCUUCAGGUGCGCUGCCAGUACUAGCAACGCCAGAAAGAAGAAAACAGAACUGUAGUAAGGAACAAAGAAGAGGAGGGGAAAGAUGAAGAGGAUCAUGUGAGCUGAUGCUGAAGAAUUUGACACUGCCCAUUCAAGGAUAUGUGAAAUAUUGUUUACAAAGGAUAGAAAAGGGGGCCAAUAGACUAACUACAUUGAUAAUAACAUUGGAAACAGCAGCAUGUAACCAUUAGAGAAGUGCUCAUUGUCUCCUGCAGAAAGCACAUUUUGGGCUAUACUUGAUAAAUUAAUUGAAAUAUACUAUACCAGUGACCUCCAAGAUUCUUUGUAAAUAAAGCAUUUCCAAGCAGUUUGUGAUAAAAGAUAACAUGUAGACUUUUUAGCAAGACAUAUAUUCUAUUUGAAUACUGAAAUAUUUUUCUUUAAAAAAAAGUGAAAAACAUGUUAAUGGUUUAAAUCUAACUUGUAUCUGAUUAUCGGUUUGUUCUGAGCUUUUGUUUUUUUUUGGGGGGGGGGGUGUUUCACUUUUCCAGUAGGGGAGAGUUGAUCAGCCUUGUUUUGCCUUGUUUCACUGUAUUGGCACAAGUUUCUAAAUGCGCCUCAAUCAAGUCAAGCUGCGCUGGAAACCGUCACGGAGGAUUUGGCACUGUGCUGCCACUACGUCGUGUAGUUUCGCAGUAUGCGUUUCUUGGCGUAUAUUUCAGUGUUUUCCCCUCUGUGCUGUGUUUGAAUUUCUAAUUUGCAAAUCCACCAGCUUGAUUUUUAGAUUUACAGGAAGAAAAAAAAAUCCAACCAGAAUAAAUUAGAGUCAAGCAAA
Lampris incognitus (smalleye Pacific opah) is the source of this 1807-nucleotide messenger RNA. RefSeq names its product sulfatase modifying factor 2 (gene sumf2). The record is from RefSeq and is a predicted model, not a curated record. The coding region runs from base 158 to 1048 and encodes 296 amino acids. The transcript has 9 exons. NCBI's taxonomy places the organism in Eukaryota, Metazoa, Chordata, Actinopteri, Lampriformes, Lampridae. Gene Ontology annotation, cellular component: endoplasmic reticulum.